This is a messenger RNA of Odocoileus virginianus texanus, 10671 nucleotides long. It is a transcript of the gene MAP1A, whose product is annotated as microtubule associated protein 1A. Lineage: Eukaryota; Metazoa; Chordata; Mammalia; Artiodactyla; Cervidae. Gene Ontology annotation, cellular component: neuronal cell body; microtubule associated complex; microtubule. Gene Ontology annotation, biological process: regulation of microtubule depolymerization; microtubule cytoskeleton organization; dendrite development. Gene Ontology annotation, molecular function: microtubule binding; actin binding. The record is from RefSeq and is a predicted model, not a curated record.
ACCCCGCGGAGCCGCUGCGCGAGGCCGGAGCCGUGGUGGCGGCGGCACGCUGGGACCUGAGGAAGCACUCUUUGCUCAUCGUGAUCGGCGAUAUCGCUACAGAGAGUCAGCUGAGGGCCGUUCGGGCCCACCUUGAACAAGGCAUUCUCUCCUGGAACAUUGAUUUAUCAUCCAUUGACUUGAACCAACAAUUGAGACUCUUCAUUACCCGGCAUCUAGCUCACUUCUCUUCAGAGGUCAAAGGCCAGAGGACCCUCUGCCACCAGAGUGAGAUCCUAGAGACCAUCAUCCUCGUAAACCCCAGUGCCGACAGCAUCAGCUCUGAGGUUCACCACCUCCUUAGCAGCCCAUCAGCUCACAAACUACUGAUCUUGAGUGGGCAGAGUUUAGAGCCUGGGGGAGACCUCAUCCUACAGAGUGGCACUUACUCCUAUCAAAACUUUGCCCAGGUCCUUCACAACCCAGAGAUUGCCCAGCUGCUCAGCAACAGAGACCCUGGGAUCCAGGCUUUCCUCACCGUGUCCUGCUUAGGGGAGGGUGACUGGAGCCACCUGGGACUAGCUAGUUCCCAAGAGACCCUGCACCUCCGGCUAAACCCUGAGCCCACACUGCCCACCAUGGAUGGCGUGGCUGAAUUCUCUGAGUACGUCUCUGAGACCGUGGACGUGCCGUCCCCCUUCGACCUACUGGAGCCCCCCACCUCAGGGGGCUUCCUCAAGCUCUCCAAGCCUUGCUGUUACAUCUUCCCCGGCGGUCGCGGGGACUCAGCCCUCUUUGCCGUUAAUGGUUUCAACAUCCUGGUGGAUGGUGGCUCUGACCGCAAGUCCUGCUUCUGGAAGCUGGUGCGGCACCUGGACCGCAUCGACUCGGUGCUGCUCACCCACAUCGGGGCCGACAACCUGCCAGGCAUCAACGGGCUUCUGCAGCGCAAAGUAGCAGAACUGGAGGAGGAGCAGUCCCAGGGCUCCAGCAGCUACAGCGACUGGGUGAAGAACCUCAUCUCCCCCGAGCUGGGGGUUGUCUUCUUCAACGUGCCCGAUAAGCUGAGGCUGCCGGAUGCCUCGCGGAAGGCCAAGCGCAGCAUUGAGGAGGCCUGCCUCACUCUGCAGCACUUAAACCGCCUGGGCAUCCAGGCCGAGCCCCUGUAUCGCGUGGUCAGCAACACCAUAGAGCCUCUCACCCUCUUCCACAAGAUGGGUGUGGGCCGCCUGGACAUGUACGUCCUCAACCCUGUCAAGGACAGCAAGGAGAUGCAGUUCCUCAUGCAAAAGUGGGCGGGCAACAGUAAAGCCAAGACAGGCAUUGUGCUGGCUAAUGGGAAGGAGGCUGAGAUCUCGGUGCCCUACCUGACCUCUAUCACCGCUCUGGUGGUCUGGUUGCCAGCCAACCCCACUGAGAAGAUCGUGCGCGUCCUUUUCCCAGGGAAUGCCCCCCAGAACAAAAUCUUGGAGGGCCUGGAAAAGCUUCGACACCUGGACUUCCUGCGCUACCCCGUUGCCACACAGAAGGACCUGGCCACUGGGGCUGUGCCUGCCAACCUCAAACCCAGCAAAAUCAAACAGCGGGCUGACAGCAAAGAGAGCCUCAAGGCCACGACCAAGACACCCGUGGGAAAACUAGCCAAACGGGAGGAGGUGGCCGAAGAGGGAGCCAAGGAGGCUCGCUCAGAACUGGCCAAAGAGUUAGCCAAGACUGAAAAGAAGGCAAAAGAGUCCUCUGAGAAGCCCCCAGAGAAGCCCGCCAAGCCUGAGAGGGUGAAGACAGAGACAAGCGAGGCACUGAAGGCAGAGAAGCGAAAGCUGAUCAAAGACAAAGUGGGGAAGAAGCACCUGAAAGAAAAGAUAUCAAAGCUGGAAGAGAAAAAAGACAAAGAGAAAAAAGAGAUCAAAAAGGAGAGGAAGGAGCUCAAGAAGGAUGAAGGAAGGAAGGAGGAAAAGAAGGAUGCCAAGAAGGAGGAGAAGAAGAAAGACACCAAACCUGAGGUCAAAAAGAUUUCCAAGCCAGACCUGAAGCCCUUUACCCCUGAGGUGCGGAAGACCCUCUACAAAGCCAAGGCCCCCGGCAGAGUCAAGACGGACAAGAGCCGGGCUACCCGUGGGGACAAGGAGCUGUCCUCUGAGCCCCGGACACCCCCGGCCCAGAAGGGGGCCGCACCCCUCCCAGCAAGGGAGCUGGCCUUGUCUUCACCAGAGGACCUCACACAGGACUUUGAGGAGUUGAAACGUGAGGAGAGGGAGUUGCUGACCGAACAAAGGGACGCAAGACUAGACGAGAAACCGCUCCCCCUGGACACUGCCGAGGAGGGACUCCCGAGCACAGCGGCCCAGGUGGCACCACCCUCUGUCCCUGGGCAGGAAGCAGAAGUGCCUGUGGUGAAGGAGAAAGAGGUCGUCCCAGACGUCCCUGAGGAACGAGGCGGCAAGGACAGAGGCCCGGACUCUGGGGCAGAAACAGAGGAAGAGAAAGAUACCUGGGAGGAAAAGAAGCCAAAGGAAGCCGAGGGGGUCCCUGACGGAACAGAAGCCCGAGAGGAAAGUGAACCUGAGGUAAAGGAAGAUGUGAUAGAGAAGGCCGAGUUAGAGGAGAUGGAGGAGCUGCCCCCUUCCGAUGAGGAGGAAGAGGAGGAGACAAAGGCGGAGGGUUUUUACCAAAAGCACAUGCAAGAAGCCUUGAAGGUGACGCCCAGGGGCAAGGAGGCUCUCGGCGGCCGGGAACCGGGACUCCAAGGCAAGGCCCCGGAGAAGGAGACCUCGUCAUUCCUGAGCAGCCUGGCCACCCCGGCAGGAGCCACCGAGCACGUGUCUUACAUCCAGGACGAGACGAUCCCUGGCUACUCCGAGACGGAGCAGACCAUCUCGGAUGAAGAGAUCCACGACGAGCCCGAGGAGCGCGCGGCCCCACCUAGGUUUCCGACAGGAACCUAUGACCUCCCUGGGCCUGAAGGUCCCGGCCCCUUUGAGGCCAGCCAGCCUGCUGACAGCGCUGUUCCCGCCACCGCCAGCAAGGCCUACGGAGCACCCGAGACGGAACUCACCUACCCCCCCAACAUGGUGGCCGCCCCUCUGGCGGAAGAGGAGCACGUGUCCUCGGCCACCUCGAUCACCGAGUGUGACAAGCUCUCUUCCUUUGCCACGUCCGUGGCCGAGGACCAGUCCGUGGCUUCACUCACGGCCCCACAGACAGAGGAGACGGGCAAGAGCUCCCUGCUGCUGGACACGGUCACGAGCAUCCCCUCGUCCCGCACUGAAGCCACUCAAGGCCUGGACUACGUGCCGUCGGCCGGCACCAUCUCACCCACCUCCUCGCUGGAAGAAGACAAGGGCUUCAAGUCUCCACCCUAUGACGACUUCUCUGUGACCGGGGAGUCAGAGAAGAGAGGAGAGAUGGUAGGGAGAGGCCUGUCUGGAGAGAGGGCCGUGGAGGAGGAAGAGGAGGAGACCGCCAACGUACAGAUGUCGGAGAAACUGCAUGGUCAGUAUGGACCCCCGAUGUUUGCUGCCCCUGGGCACGCCCUCCACCCAGGGGAACCAGCCCUUGGAGAGGCGGAGGAGCGCUGCCUCAGCCCGGAUGACAGCACAGUGAAGAUGGCCUCUCCGCCACCGUCUGGCCCACCCAGUGCCACCCACACGCCCUUUCAUCAGUCCCCAGUGGAGGAAAAGUCUGAGCCCCAAGACUUUCAGGAAGCAGACUCCUGGGGAGAUACUAAGAGCAUCCCAGGUGUGGGCAAGGAAGUUGCUGCAGAGGAGACCGCCAAGCCAGGGCCUGACGAGGGCGCACUGGAGGAGGAAGGGAAGGCGCCUCCUCCCACGAGCCCCCAGGCCCAGGAGGUACCCAUCAGCCUAGCUGGGGGACAGGCCGGCUGCACCAUCCAGCUGCUGCCAGAACAGGACAAAGCCAUCGUCCUCGAGACUGUGGAGGCAGGAGAGCCUGCAGGCCCAGUUCCAGAAACAGAAGCCCUACCCGGAGACUUCAGAACCUCACUCCAAGAACUUGGGGAACCUCAGAAAGAGGAGGUGCUCCAAAUUCCUGACCGAGGCCUCUCCCCUGAAGAGGCAGAGUCCCUCUCUGUCCUCAGCAUGGUCUCCCCAGACGCUGCCAAAAAGCAAGAUGCCACCCCGAGGUCUCCUGGUGGCCUGAUGGAGCAGCGCCUCCACACAGACCUAUGGCCGCAGGGAUCUCCAGAAGACACCCGGUCACUCUCUCUCUCAGAGGAGAGUCCCAGCAAAGAGACCUCGCUUGACAUCUCUUCCAAGCAGCUGUCUCCAGAAAGCCUUGGCACCCUCCAGUUUGGGGAACUAAGCCUUGGAAAGGAAGAAAAAGGGUCUCUGAUGCAGGCUGAGGACACCGCUUGCCACCUAGCCCCUGUGUCUAUUCCAGAAGCCCGGGCAGCCACAGUGUCACCUCCCACAGAUGGGACCAGUGGAUAUUCCGCACGGGCAGACAUCACAGAUGAGAGCCCUGAUGGAAAAUUACCCCCCAGUUCCUUCUCUCCCACUGUGCUGCUAGGAGAUGGAAGGCGCUCACCCGGAGUGAUCACAAGCCUGGGUGAACACAUUCUCACACCUGAUAGCUCCCUCACCAAGAGCCCUGAGUCCUUGCCAAGCCCUGCCAUGGAGGAUAUCGUCAUGGAGUGGGAAGGCAAAGUCCCACAGUUGAAAGACAGACCCCCAGAGCAGAAGGAGAAGGGACCCGAGCCCGUGGAUGCAGUCCUUCUGCAGCAGGACAAAACCCUGGAGCAGAGGGACACAGCCGUCUGUCGGAAGGAUGAGGUUCUGGAAGAGAAGGACAAGGCUGGGGCACCGCAGGGUCAGGCUGUGGAACAAACAGGCAGAGACUCAGAACACAGGGAAACAGCCCCGGAACAGAAGGACCGAGUCCUGGAAGGAAAAGACAAAGACUUAGAACCUAAAGACAGAGACUCAGAACACAGGGAAACAGCCCCGGAACAGAAGGACCAGGCCCUGGAAGAAAAAGACAAAGACUUAGAACCUAAAGACAGAGACUCAGAACACAGGGAAACAGCCCCGGAACAGAAGGACCGAGUCCCGGAAGGAAAAGACAAAGACUUAGAACCUAAAGACAGAGACUUAGAACACAGGGAAACAGCCCCGGAACAGAAGGACCAGGCCCUGGAAGGAAAAGACAAAGAUUUAGAGCUUGAAGACAGAGGCUUAGAACACAGGGACACAGCCCUGGGACAGAAGGACCAGGCCCUGGAAGGAAAAGACAAAGACUUAGAACCUAAAGACAGAGACUUAGAAGCAAAAGACAAGGCCCUAGAACAGGAGGACAAGGUCCCAGAAGAGAAAGAUAAAAUCUUAGAGCAAAAAAUCGGAGACUUGGAACAUAAAGACACAGUUCCAGAAGACACAGUUCCAGAAGACACAGUCCCUGCACUGAAGGGCAAGGCCUUAGAACAGAAAGAUGAAGCCCCUGAACAGGACAAGGCCCCAGAAGAGAAGGACCAGGACUUAGCACAAAAAUACUGGGCCCUCGAACAGAAGGCUGAAGCUCUGGAACAAACCAUUAAGGCCGCUGAACAAAAAGAUAAGUUUCUGGAAGAGAAGGACAAAACUCAGGAGCAGGAGAGCCCUGUGCAGGAGGAUAAAACCAUGGCACCAAAGGAGAAGAUCCUAGAGGAAAAAUCUCCAGAAAAAGUCAAGGCUGUGGAACAGAAAGAAGACGCUGUGCUGGAGAAGAGCAAAGCUCUGGGGCUGGAAGAGAGCCCAGUGCAGGAGGACAAGGCCCGGGAGCAGGAGGAGAAGUACCGGAAGGAGCAGGAUGUGGUCCAGGAGUGGCGAGAAACAUCUCCAAGCAGCACCAAACCAGCUGCAGAACAGAAGGAGCCUGCGCGGACAUGGGAGGACACAUCUCCUGAGCAGGAGGACACAUACUGGAGGGGCAGGGAGGAUGUGGUCCUGGGGCAGGACACAUACUGGCAGGAGCUGAGCUGUGAGCGGAAGGUCUGGUUCCCUCAUGAGCUGGGGGGCCCGGGGGCCCGGCCACGGUACACAGAAGAGCGGGAGAGCACCUUCCUCGACGAGGGGCCGGAUGAUGAGCAGGAAGUGCCCCCCUUGGAGCACACACCCCAGAGUCCCUGGGCCUCGGACUUCAAGGGCUUUCAGGAGCCUGCACCACAGAAGGGACUGGAGGUGGAGCGCUGGCUUGCAGAGUCACCAGUUGGGCUGCCACCGGAGGAAGAGGACAAGCUGACCCGCUCCCCCUUUGAGAUCAUCUCUCCUCCGGCCUCCCCGCCGGAGAUGGCUGGACAGAGGGUUCUGCCGGCCCCGGGGCAAGAGAGCCCCAUCCCAGAUCCUAAGCUCCUGCCACCCGUGAGGGAUGAACCCACCACCCGCUCCUGGCUGGCUGACAUCCCACCAUGGGUGCCCAAGGACAGAGCCCUGCCCCCUGCACCCCUCUCCCCAGCUCCCGCUCCCCCAACGCCUGCCCCAGAGCCACACACUCCUGCGCCCUUCUCCUGGGGCACAGCCGAGGAGGAGGGUGUGGUGGCUGCAGUGCAGGAGGGGGCAGCUGAGCUGGAAGGCGGGCCGUACUCCCCGCUAGGGAAGGACUACCGCAAGGCCGAAGGGGAAAGGGAAGAAGAAGCGGGGGUUCCUGACCACAGCCCCCGGAGCUCACAGGUCCCCAAGGCCAGCGAGAGCCAUGCCUCUGAGGAGCCAGAGCAGACCGAGCCAGAGCAGAGAGAGCCCACUCCCUAUCCGGACGAGCGGAGCUUCCAGUACGCAGACAUCUACGAGCAGAUGAUGCUCACGGGGCUGGGCCCCGCCUGCCCCACUAGACAGCCUCCUCUUGGAGCCGCUGGGGACUGGCCCCCCCACAUCUCAACCAAGGAGGAAGCUGCUGGCCGAGACACGCCUGCAGAGAAGGAGCUUUCAUCUCCUGUCUCACCCCAUCGCCUCCAAUUCGACACUCCAGCCUUCAGCUAUGCAGCUCUGGCGGGACCCACUGUGCCCCCCAGGCAGGAGCCUGAGCCGGAGCCAGGCAUGGACCCCAGCCUCACCCCACCUGCGGUACCCCCCCGUGCUCCUAUCCCCCAGAGCCAAGGCCCAAGCCCGCCGCUGAAUGGUCACAUCCUGAGCUGCAGCCCAGAUCGGAGAACCCCCUCCCCCAAGGAACCAGGCCGUGGUCCCUGGGAUGACAGCCUGAGUGAUUCGGAGCUGGAGAAGGGGGCUCGGGAGCAACCCGAAAAAGAGGCCCAGUCCCCAAGUCCCCCGUACCCCACGCCUGCUGGCCCCUCCGCCUUGUGGCCCGAAAGCGAGGCACAUACCAGCCCUUCCUCAGACUCACACCUGGGUCCUGCGCGACCCAGCCUGGACUUCCCUGCGUCAGCCUUUGGCUUCUCCUCACUGCAGCCGGCGCCUCCACAGCUGCCCUCCCCAGCGGAACCCCGCUCAGCACCCUGUGGGUCGCUUGCCUUCUCUGGGGACCGGGCUUUGGCUCUGGCUCCAGGACCUCCCGCCAGAGCCCGGCAUGAUGAGUACCUCGAAGUGACCAAGGCCCCCAGUCUGGACUCUUCACUGCCCCAGCUCCCGUCACCCGGAUCUCCCGGCGCCCCUCUCCUCUCCAGUCUGCCGAGGCCUGCCUCUCCCGCCCUAUCUGAAGGCUCCUCCUCAGAGGCCACCACACCUGUGAUUUCAAGCGUGGCUGAGCGCUUCCCUCCUGGUCUGGGAGCUGCAGAACCAGGGUCCGGAGAGCUGGUCCCAGGAAUGGAAGCUGCUGCCCACAGCCUCUGGGACCUCGCUCCUCUAAGCCCAGCACCUCCAGCGUCCCUGGACUUGGCCCCAGCUCCGGCUCCGAGCCUGCCCAGGGACAUGGAUGACGGCACCCUGCCCUGUCGCCUGGAGUGCUCGGGGGCGGCCGCCAAGAAGCCAAGCCCCUCCCAGGGUCCCUCCGGGGAUGGUGCCACCAAUGGUCCAACUGAAACCAGCCCCAAGCCCCUGGGCCCUGCCCCAGCCGAGGCUGAGGCCUGCCCUGCCUGGGAGCGUGGCGCCUGGCCUGAGGGAGCCGAGAGGAGCCCCCGGCCUGACACGCUGCUGUCCCCUGAGCAGCCGCCAUGUUCUGCAGCAGCCCCUGGAGACCAGCCUAGAAGCAGCUCCCCGGAGACGGAGGCUGGGCCCCAGGGCUGUGCUGCUGAACCCCGGGCCCACCGCGGGGAGCUCUCCCCCUCCUUCCUGAACCCUCCUCUGCCUCGGUCCACAGAUGACAGCGACCCCUCAACUGAGGAGGCGCGGCUGGUAGGGAGAGGGGGGCGGCGCCGGGCGGGAGCCCCAGGGGCUACAGGGGGCCCAUGCCCCAUGGCAGAUGAGACACCCCCAACGUCAGCCAGCGACUCAGGCUCCUCACAGUCAGAUUCUGACGUUCCGCCAGAAACUGAGGAGUGUCCAUCCAUCACGGCUGAGGCAGCCCUCGACUCAGAUGAAGAUGGGGACUUCCUGCCUGUGGACAAAGCUGGUGGGGUCAGUGGGACUCACCAUCCCAGGCCCGGCCAUGACCCACCCCCACUCCCCCAGCCAGACCCUCGGCCAGCCCCUCCCCGCCCUGACGUGUGCAUGGCUGACCCCGAGGGGCUCAGCUCAGAGUCUGGAAGGGUAGAGAGGCUACGGGAGAAGGAGAAGGCACAGGGGAGAGUUGGUCGCAGGGCCCCAGGCAGGGCCAAGCCAGCGUCUCCUGCCCGCCGUCUGGAUCUUCGGGGAAAACGCUCACCCACCCCUGGUAAAGGGACUACAGAUCGAGCCUCCCGGGUGCCCCCCCGGCCACGCAGCACUCCAAGCCAGGUCACCCCAGCAGAGGAAAAGGAUGGACACAGCCCCAUGUCCAAAGGCUUAGUCAACGGACUCAAGGCCGGACCAACGGCCUUGGGUUCCAAGGGUGGCUCUGGUGCCCCUGUCUAUGUGGAUCUUGCCUACAUCCCAAAUCACUGCAGCGGCAAGACUGCCGACCUUGACUUCUUCCGACGAGUGCGUGCAUCCUACUAUGUGGUCAGUGGGAACGACCCUGCCAACGGCGAGCCGAGCAGGGCUGUGCUGGAUGCCCUGCUGGAGGGCAAGGCCCAGUGGGGGGAGAAUCUUCAGGUGACUCUGAUCCCUACUCAUGACACGGAGGUGACCCGUGAGUGGUACCAGCAGACCCAUGAGCAGCAGCAGCAGCUGAAUGUUCUAGUCCUGGCCAGCAGCAGCACCGUGGUCAUGCAGGACGAGUCCUUCCCUGCCUGCAAGAUUGAGUUCUGAAAGAGCCACUCUCCCUUCCCCGAGGAUCCGCUCCCCCAGCUCCCCUAGACGAUGGCUACUGCUGAGUCCUUUGGGGUCGAGGGACAUGGGAGUUGGGGGUGGGGUGGGGUGGACAGGAUGUCUCAUGGGAACUUAGGCUGGGCUUAAUGGGAGGGGUCAUCCUUCCCCCUCAUCCAUGUCUGAAAGGAGUCUCCAAACCAAAGGUAACCAGGAUUAGGAUAGGGAAAGGAUGCAAAAUUAGGACAUGAGGUCAUCUGAUGCCUGAGGACCCUCGAGUGACACCCUCUCUUAGCACUGCCCAAUGCUGUUGAUGGAGAGUGAGAAUGGGCCUCAGCGAGCAGCUUCCUCCCUCACGGAGGAAGGUCAUAUCCCCAGCCCCAGGGAUCUCUUAAUCUAUUUAAUUUAGCAUCCCAUGGAAGAACUUCCAGUAGUAAUUUAUGUGACCUGGGGGCAGGAUGCUGUCAGUGAGGUGUUCAGAGCUGCACCCUUCGGUCCAUCUCCCAUUCCCUUCCCCGUCAGAGUCUGGGUUCCAGCAGGGAUCUGGGGGUAGGCCACUGCUACACUGUCCCACUGCUUCCCUCCAUGUCUGAAUGUCUCAAUCCAAAACUUGAAGCUCUUUUUUGACCAACAGAUUGGUGAGGAGAAGAAAGGAGCUUAUCCUCCCAGCCCCUGCUUCAUACCAUUCACAUCCCAGAACCAUGCCCAGACCAGGCUGGGCAGCACAAAGGAGCGAGGAGAGCCCGGCCCCACUCGCGGAAUCUUUCCAAGCUCCCUGAUCUUAGGAGGUUUUCACCUGCCCAUUCCAGCUCUCCUGAUCCCUUCUCAUACUUGCUUGGCUUAUCUGCAUGUGGUCACCUGCUGUGGCCUGGUGUGUAAUGGGUUAAAAGCCACUGCCUGACGUCCAAACACUUGACACCCCGGCAACGUGUGACUCCCCGGCAACGUGUGACUCCCCCAACAUUCCAUUCUGCCAUCCUGCAGCUGAAGUGGGAACGCUGGCUGCCUUUCCAGCUCCACACUCUUGGACAGAGGAUCUGGGAGGCAGAGGCCAUGCCAGAGGACUUGGAUAAGGAGAGGGAGGAAGGAAAGAGGGAGAGGAAGCUGAGCUAAGGCUGAACUCUGACUGAGGGAGAUGAAAACAGGCCGAAAAUACCACCCCGGGAGAGGACCUCACCCCAAGCAAGCCAGUAAGAGCUCUGCCAGACUGCUGCGGGACUGAAAUCCAGACGCUCCUGUCAGGACUCGGCUUCUCUGCCAAAUGACUGUGUGGAAACCAAAUCGAGCCGCCUGUGUUCUUCCAGCUCCCACUCUCCCAUGCUGCUGUGCUCUGCUCCUCCCCACUCUUCCCUGCUCUAGUUCCCAGCUGCUGUAACGGAGCCGCCUCCAACUCUAACAAUAAAUCCAGUUCAUUACAGAUGCUCCA